Molecule: messenger RNA, 1796 nt
Organism: Beta vulgaris subsp. vulgaris (sugar beet)
Lineage: Eukaryota; Viridiplantae; Streptophyta; Magnoliopsida; Caryophyllales; Amaranthaceae
Exons: 5
Coding region: 303-1331 (342 amino acids)
Biological process (GO): GPI anchor biosynthetic process
Cellular component (GO): endoplasmic reticulum membrane
Molecular function (GO): hydrolase activity, acting on ester bonds
Source: RefSeq, a predicted model, not a curated record
ACAAAAAAAUCCGUACCAUUUUUCCCCAUACUUAAACCAAAAAAAAACUCAUCUUUCUUUUAUAAAAUAAACUCCUCACACACAGACACAGUUGUCAUCUUCCUCAAAUCUCUCUUUUUUUUUUCCACUUUCUCUCUCCUCUUUCAAUAUUUCCGCGCAAAAAUCCCCCAAAAUAAUCUUCCCCAAAUCUUCACUUUUCUCUCUCUAAUAAUAUGAUUUUCAGUAUCUUGACUUUUGCCGCCAUAGCUGUUUCUACUUGAUCUCAUUUGUUCUCUCUCUCCUCCAUUGUUGUUUUCUUCCAGAUGGCACUCUGUCAUUGGUUGAUACUCUUGUUUGCUUUCUUCGGCAUUGCUAGUGCUCUUAAAGCUUCUGAAGGUGAUGCUGAUCUAAUUUACAGGGAUUGCGUAGAGCAUUGUCAGGAGACUGGUUGUGUUGGAAGCCAAUGCUUUCAGCAUUGCAUAUUCACUGCUGAUGGUAACAUCUCUGAUGGUCGGUGGUACCUCCAAGAACCUCUCUAUUUGAAAUGGAAACAAUGGGAUUGCCACAGUGAUUGCCGAUACUAUUGUAUGCUUGCAAGAGAGGAAGAAAGGAGAAAGCUUGGCCAGAAACCUGUCAAGUAUCAUGGAAGAUGGCCUUUUCGUCGUGUUUAUGGGAUUCAGGAACCUGUUUCUGUAUCUCUUUCGGCACUGAACCUUGCAAUACAAUUUCACGGUUGGAUAUCUUUUUUCAUUCUUGUUUACUACAAAUUGCCUUUGACUGAUAGGCGGAAGACAUACUAUGAGUAUUCCGGCUUGUGGCAUGUCUAUGGUGUCUUAGCAAUGAACUUUUGGUUCUGGGCUGCUGUUUUCCACAGUCGAGAUCUGGACCUGACAGAGAAGCUAGGCUACUCAUCUGCUGUCGCUUUGCUUGGAUUUGGUCUUAUAGUGGCUAUCUUUCGAGUUUUUGACAUAAAGCUAGAAGCCUCUAGGGUGAUGGUUGCUGCACCACUAAUCGCAUUUGUGACAACACACAUCUUGUAUCUGAACUUCUACACUCUUGACUAUGGUCUGAACAUGAAAGUGUGUCUAGUCAUGGGUUUGGCUCAGCUGCUACUUUGGGCUGUAUGGGCUCGUGUUAGUCAGCAUCCUUCGCGUUGCAAGUUAUGGGUAGUGGUGUCUGGGGGAGCUCUUUCUAUUUUCUUGGUGAUUUAUGAUUUUCCACCCUACUGGGAACUUGUGGAUGCCCUUGCUGUGUGGCAUGCUAUCACCAUUCCUCUAUCUUACUUUUGGUGGAGCUUCAUUAAGGAUGAUGCAGAAUACAGAACAUUAACUCUAUUGAAGAAGGCCAAGUAGAAUUCCUGCACAGACUCGUUAAAGGAGUAGAUAUGUAUGUGUCUGGCAUUUUCAUCCGUUUUUUCUCUCGCCAUUUGUGCAUCUUCCUAGGAUGCUUGCAUGGUGGGGGCUUCUGCUUUGAUACACCUUGGUGGCUAGAAGAACGGAGGUUGUUUCCACAUUGAUGUGUUGACUAGGAUAUUUGAGGAAGACGUUUAGUGUAAACAUUAUGUUUGGUCUUCCUCAAAUCUCAUGUACUAUUAAGUUUUUUCAGCUUCGUCUGAUUGACUGUCUAUCCUUUCUGUUUAAGAUUCAUUUCUUUAUUUGGCAAUUCAGGGGUUGUUAUUUCUAUCGCAAAUAGAUUUAGUAAAAUUGGGCAUCUCAUUAAAACAUGUACCAUUUUGGUACUUUUAACAUUAUUCUCUUCUGCCCUUUUUCGGGUUAAAGGGGCUACAUAUGAGUAAUUCUGUUGAUUUUGGUUGUGUA